CCCGCCCCUCGCAUGCUCUCCGGCUUUCUGCGCACCCUCCAAGACCUCGUCUCUCAGCGCUCUAACAAUGGGGGGGGGAGGGGGAGGUCAGUCAGCCACGCCUGCGCCAUAAAGCCUAGGGGCGUGCCCAGCCGGCGGGGGGAGGUGGGGAAAAGCGACGCUAGGAGCGACGACGCCAUUUGCUGCUGCUGAGCGUGGACGCGGGCGGUUAAGACUUAGGUCGCGAGCUUCUCCCGCGCACGCUGCCUGGCCUUCAGCACCUGCUUCAUCCUGCGCUCUCUCUCGUGUCGCCCUUCGGAGCAGCGACCGCCGCCACCCGGAAAGAAGUCAGAGACGCUGCGAGGUCGCUGCCACCGCCAUGCCCAAGAAUAAAGGUAAAGGAGGUAAAAACAGACGUAGAGGUAAGAAUGAGAAUGAAUCUGAAAAAAGAGAACUAGUAUUCAAAGAAGAUGGUCAGGAGUAUGCUCAGGUGAUCAAAAUGUUGGGAAAUGGACGGCUUGAAGCAAUGUGUUUCGAUGGUGUAAAGAGGUUAUGUCACAUCAGAGGAAAACUGAGAAAAAAGGUUUGGAUAAAUACCUCCGACAUAAUAUUGGUUGGUCUCCGAGACUACCAGGAUAACAAAGCGGAUGUAAUUUUAAAAUACAAUGCAGACGAAGCCAGAAGUCUGAAGGCAUAUGGCGAGCUUCCAGAGCAUGCUAAAAUCAAUGAAACGGAUACAUUUGGUCCGGGAGAUGAUGAUGAAAUUCAGUUCGAUGACAUUGGAGAUGAUGAUGAAGAUAUUGACGACAUCUAAACUGAACUCAAGAUUUCACAUUCCAUCUUUUCUCAAGAUUGCCCUACAAUUUGGAUUUUGGCCAUGACAAAGAUUAAAAUUUCAUUAGCAUGAAUACAGUUUGUUAAAACAGACUGAUUUGUUCCUAAGGUAUUUUUAUUUCUUUUAAAACUGGUAAUGCUGAGUUAUCUUAAGUGAGAUGUUAAGCCCACUUCGCUCUUUUAAUAUAGUGGAGCUUAUGGGUAGAAGACCACGUCUACUAUUUAAAAAAAAAAAUAGAUUGCUUCUUUUCCUACCACUUCCAAUAAGAAAAUUGAUGUUUUAAAGAAAUAAUUUGCCUUGUCCUCGUUAUGGAAUAUGAUUAAGCCCGGCCUCUUGAUUGUAUAGAGCAUUGUGUAUAUUCCAAUUACCUAGGUAUUCCCUUAAGAUUUUGAUACAAUUUGAGGGAGGCAGAAAUGUGCAUUUGAAGUAAAAAAUAAGUCUUGUCAUAUUUAAGUAGCCUGUGGCUAUUUUUAUACUGAUUUUGAUAUCGUAUUCUUUUCAUAAUCGCAUUUUGCCACCAUUUCCAAAAUGCAGUUUUCAGAACUUGGGUUUUAAUAGCAAUUUUGAAUUUGUAAGCUUAGUAGUUACAGAAAUUGAACACUAGGUGGCACUCAGUUAUCUAAACAUGCGAAAGUAGAUAAAAUUGUUUUCUUUUACUAUAAGAAAUAUCCCAAACAUGAAAAGAUUGCUUUGAUCAUAUGCACAUAUGUAGAAAAUUUUUACAGAGUGGAAAGAUUGUUAAAAGUGUGAUUUUUAUUUUCAGAAGUCAUAUACAUGUAAGCUACAAUUUUGAGUGCUUUAUAAACACGAGAUAUAUAAGUGAAAUUUUAAUUUCAUAACAACUUGUAAAAAUAAAAAAAAACUUGUUGAAAACCCUUUUUCAACAUAUCCCUAAGCUCUAGGGGAAGAGGAGGGACUAACAACUCAAUGAAAAGACAGUCUCCAAUUUCUGAAUGGAAAAGCUACAGCUAAGAAAAUAAAAUGUCAUGGUUCAGAGUAUGUUAUACCCUUAUUUUUAUUAUGUGAACAGUUUUUGUUUUUUGCUUGUAUUGGGAACUGGGUUUACUGGUAACUUCCUUAUUUAGUUUUUAUUUAUCAACUAUAAUAAAACGAAACUAGGGCUGAGCUAGUUAGCCCUCACUAACCACACUGAAAUCAUAUGCAACAUUAAAAGAAGAGAUCCAUCAGUAGCUUGUGACACUUUCAUUCUAUUAGUCCCCAGGGAACUUUUCAGUGAUGAAAAGUAAUACACAGGGCAAUACCUUCACAUGGCUUCAAAAGGAGAACAAGCGAAUCUUCUCUAAUCUACUCUUACUAUAAUUUCCUAAUUACAAACUCUGGAUUCAAAAAUCUGAGGUACUAUAAAACAUUAAGUUGAAGAAUAGAAAUUAAAGAGUGCAUAUUCAUGGUUUAUAUUUCAUAUUCUAUGGAGUUCCUGAACACAUCUAGAUGGAAUGCAUCUGAGACUAAGGGCUGGUUUUUAAUCCCCAUAAGAAACCAACCUUGAAGAAUUAACAGUUGUCUCCAUCCAUAUUCUAAAUCUCCUAAGAUAUUUAGAUUUCUGUAUAUAAAAGUGUUUUUGCUAAACUUACAGUAUGUAUAGAUCCUGUCAUAUUAUUUUACUAAGAAUGUUUGAACUUGGCAUCAUAUGUGAUAUAGUUCCUGGUAGGAAUAGUACAGCUCAGACAUUAAUUUUUCUGUUUACCUCCUUUAACACAUGUGGUUUGUCUGAAGAGUUUCUGAAAAUUCAGCUAUAACCCCAGUUCAUGUAUUUGCUGGUGACUGUUCUUGCCAAGGUUAUCCUAGGAAAUCUCGAAUCAUAAUGAUUAAAAUAGUUGGGGUAAAGUUGUAGCUUAUAUCCAAUACUACUUGGAGGAAUCCUUUCACUAAUUUGUAUUUAAUGUGGAAGUUGUAUCGUUUCAUUGACGUAAUAAUAAAUAAUGGAAGUGGUCUUCAAGAAGUUUUCUUUUUCUUUUUUUGCUUAUACUUUCUGAUUCCUGUAAUACAAUGUUAUAAGCUAUGCACAGAAAGAAAAUAAAAUGUUUAAAAUCCAAGAAAAUGGUUCUUACUGCUAAGAGGGCAUAAUAGUAGUAAUGAUUUUGCUGGGGUUGCAUUUUUGAUGCAAUGUUUAUUCCACUUGCAGUUAGAAUAUGAGUAUGUUUUAUCACUAAUGAGGCUAAACCAAACCAAACAUUUGUGUUAAAAAAGAAGCCAAGAUUUCAUUGUUUGACUGUUGAAUAUUUCUUAAGCAUCUAUCCCCUGAAGAGACUGCUUCUUAUGGAGCCUGUAAACUAUGCAUGAUGGAAAUUGUUGUAUUUUAUUGAGGAAUGGCCAUUGGUUUACUCACCACAUCUGUGGAAUCAUGGCUAUAAAUGUUUGCUUACAAACUCUUUGUGACUUGUAAUUUAACUUAAUCUCAUCUAAUGUAAAUAUUAGAUUAUGAUGCUCAGUAAUAUCUUUCAUAGGUAUAAACUGCUGUCAUUAUUGACUUCAGAGUAACUCUGAAUAAUCAAAUAGGUAAAAAGCAUGUUUUGAGUAAAAUAGCUAGAUUUAUAUUUUAUUUGUAUGUGUACAGACUGAACAACCGGUAUUGACUGGAUUGACAGUUAAAGUAUCAGAAUGAAAGCGAGGUUUUUUUUUAAUGUUACCUGACUGUCAUAAAAAUGAAAAUGAUUUGUAUUGAUUGGUAUGAAAUGCUUAUCUUUAUGCUGCUUAGUAAGGGUAAGUUUUAUUUAUACUAUUUGGGCUCCCAUGAACUUCUGCAUACUGCUUUGUGUUUUUGGUUUACCCUCAACUAUCCUCCCUUUUAUCUUUGCUUCUUUUCUUCCUAUUCAGAAAGAGCAAAAUGAAAAGAUACUAGACCCUCAGGUAAAGAAUUAGAACUGAGCAAUUUGGAGAGUGUGUUGGACUUUGUCCUCUUUUAUCUCAUCCUCCCAGCCCUGCAAGUUGCUAGGUACUUGUGAGGCAAUGUACUAGAGAGGGAAGAGCAUGGAUCCUGGGGUCAAAGGGCCUGUGUCCCACCCUUACUCAGCCCUCUACCUGCAGGUGACCACUGGCACAUUCUCCAGCUCGUCUCAGUUUCAGGUUCUUCACCUGUAAGAUGGGGAUGAUGAAAGCAGUACCUGUCAUGCAGAAUUGUUAGGAGGAUUGAUAAUUUAGAUGUUCAUACUUGUACUUAGAGCAGUCUGCCUCUUUUCACUUGAUAACCCAGUACUAUGUAAGAUAGAAGAUGCAUGUCUUCUAUAUUCUGUAUUUCCCAUUUCUUUUGUGUAUACUCUUUCUUAAAAUAGAAGGAACACGUAGAAUGUAUAUUUGUAUAUUCGUGUCAACACGGUAUUUAAAAUUGCUACCAACCUCAUUUAAUUUGGCAUAAGACCAACAGAUGAAGUCUCUCAUUUGCUUGAGGAUACUUCACAAAAUAUCAACUGCUCUAUAUUUCUUUAGAGAAAGAUUAUAGUUAAUAAUAUUGAUACCUCUGAUAAUAUUUUAUUCUUGUCUUCAGUGAGUCCUUUUACUAUAGACUUCAUGACAACUAAUUAGUACUAACUGAUUUAGAGGUUUCCUUUCCCAUCAUACAGAAUGAUGUAAAGAAAUCAGAUGCAAACUAUUGCAAUUAGAAAAUAAAAUAUGAAACAACUUCCAACAA
Molecule: messenger RNA, 4460 nt
Organism: Callithrix jacchus (white-tufted-ear marmoset)
Lineage: Eukaryota; Metazoa; Chordata; Mammalia; Primates; Cebidae
Gene: EIF1AX
Product: eukaryotic translation initiation factor 1A X-linked
Biological process (GO): translational initiation
Molecular function (GO): RNA binding; translation initiation factor activity
Source: RefSeq, a predicted model, not a curated record